Messenger RNA from Dreissena polymorpha, 460 nucleotides. Its product is annotated as chymotrypsin-like serine proteinase. The annotation marks the transcript as partial. The transcript is spliced from 3 exons. The record is from RefSeq and is a predicted model, not a curated record. Gene Ontology annotation, biological process: proteolysis. Gene Ontology annotation, molecular function: serine-type endopeptidase activity. NCBI's taxonomy places the organism in Eukaryota, Metazoa, Mollusca, Bivalvia, Myida, Dreissenidae.
CUUGUCGGGAACCAACUGGCAACUACGGGCGAGAACUUUGAUCGCCAAACAUGUGAGAUCAGUGGAUGGGGACAUACAGUCACCGGCACUCAGCCGAACAAACAGAUUCCUGAUCAGCUACAGGAGACAGACGGUGUCAUCAUGACGAACAGCGAGUGCACGUCAUCCUGGGGCACCAAUUACGCUGCAAGUGUUCACAUCUGCAUCGAUAACAGGAACACUGGAACAUGUCAGGGUGACAGUGGUGGCCCGACAGUGUGCUUCCGUGGCUCAACCCCCGUGCUGGCUGGUGUGACCUCCUGGGGCGUGUCUGGGUGUGGCACCACGUACCCCAGCGUGUACGCCAGAGUGUCCACGUACAGGUCGUGGCUCGACACGACCAUGGGCAUUUAAAUCGGCCGGCGAAUGGCUUUGUUUGAAACUUUGCAAAGCUAUCAAUAAAACAAAUGCAUCCAUAUAA